AAAUAGGAUAGUUAAGAAGCUGAGGAAUUUUCCUGCGUGUAACGUUACACAAAAUAUUCUUAAAUCAUAGCUACCUCUAAUUUCUUKGAGUCGAGUUAAAAUGCAUAUUGAAUGUUGUAACGUUAUCAUAAACCGUUUACUGUCACUGUGUAAAAUAAUACCACUCGCUUGGGCUGGCUAGCACAUAAUUUUCUGACAGAGAAGGUACAGGGGUACAAUCAUUAGUACACAGUUUCAUUUUGCAACAGAAACGAGUUUAUUUUCGACAAAUUCGCGUAUGUCGUUCAGUUUAAAAAACGUUUUGCAACAGAAUCGGCGUAAUGAAUACGCCCCAGUUGUUUCGCUAUCAUUGAAUCUUGUGGAAUUAAGUAUUUUCUCCACAUUUUCGCUCGUAUUGGAUACGUUCCCGAAUGCGUAUAUUUUCACUUCACGAGGGUUUGCAUGGCCUUGAUUGCCACAGAUUCGUUCAUAUUUUCAACGGGCCUAGCUCGCUAUUUGUGUUGCGGUUAACACUAUUUCAGGGUUUAAAGAAUGCCACGGUUUAUCUCGGAGUAAUCUCUUUCACGGCAAAACUCAGACUGAAAGAAAGCAUACAGGAAGAUAUCUGAACGUACCAUUUUGAUGAUUACGUACACGCAAGGGGCGGGGACUUUUACGUUCGAACUGCGCGGCGCGAGUGUUGUGUGUGCUAGCUAGGUGUAAACAUGAUUCGAUAAUUAUUCGAACUGCAAUGAAUAAUAUACGUACUAAUGUAACAAAUCCUCAAUAACUUUAAGGGUUUUCUUCAAAAAUGCCUAUUCGUGCCUARUGUACCAUCUGUUCAGAUUUCUUCGAUCACUCAAGAGAUGUGGCUGCCAUCCACUGUGGGCACACCUUCCACUAUGAAUGUCUUCUUCAGUGGUUUCAGACUGCCCCCAACAAGACAUGUCCACAAUGUAGAAAACAGGUUAGCACCAGACACAUUAUCAACAAGUUGUUCUUUGACAUUGGUGGUGAAGGAGAGGGAUCCUCUGCAGAUCCAGAGUGUUUGCAGAACGAGCUUGAUAGAAUGAAAGCUGUUUUAAGUACCAAAGAGAGAGACUGGAGGGACAGACUGAAUAUGGUAGAGGGCUUGAAGGAGACUGUGGACAGGCAGAAGAAAGAACUGGACAGUGUUAGGAAGGAGACUGGCGAGAAAGAGAUGCUCUGCUCAGUUCUCAGGAAACAGAUGAAAUACCUGGAGAACCAGCAGAGUGAGACUCAGGCUGCUAAGGAGGAGGCCCGACGACUCAGGACCAAAAUGAAAACAUAUGAGAGUCUGGAUGUGGUGUUACAGGGUCAGAGGGCUGAGGUGGAUUCCAUGAUCAGUGACAUGGGUGUUGGCCAGGCUGCCGUGGAGCAGCUCUCCAUCUACUGCAUCUCUCUCAAGAAAGAGUAUGAAAACCUAAAAGGGAGCCUCCGAUAUUCAAAUGAAAUGUCUGAAAAGCUCAAAAGGGAGGUGUUUGCUUCAAACAACAAGUUGCAGAAAGCCACAAUGGAGAUGAACAGGACCAAUGAUGACAUGAAAGCUGUCCAAAAUGACUUGACCAACGCAGACAAAGAGAUCACUAGUCUGAAGAAAAAAGUUGAGAUUCUUCAAAAGACCCUGAGCACACCAACCCGCACUAACGAAGCCUUGAGCCGACUAGUCUUCGAGAGCCCUGCCCCAGUGGAGCUGCAACAGCCCCGUCUCCACCAGCCUGCCAACAGUGAGGACAUUGACCUUAACAUGACCUUUGACAUCACCACACCUGACCUGGUGGAUAAGAGGGCAUCACAGGUCCCAUCCAAAAAGAUGCGUCUGGAUCCAGCCACGUUGUCGUCCUCGCCAACCAAACACCGUGACAGCGCCUUGUUUGGAAGCAAGGCCAGAGAGGAGGCAGCGCCAAUGGGUACAUUCUUCCGUAAUUCCAUUCUGUUCAGGAAGAAGACCUUUGGCAGCAUGCUGGACCCCCAGAGGAGUAAACUGGGAGCUGUCAGAAGUGGUUAUGAUGGACUUGGAGGGAGAACCAAAUUCUUCCAACCUUCUCCUUUGUCAGAUAUUCGCCCGCUCAUGAUGAAGGCAAAGAGAAAAAAGGUUUCCCGACCAGCUCCUCCCAAGAUCUCCACCUGUCUUACUCUGGACAGUUAUCUGGAGUGACCUAUGACCUGCCCAUCCCUGACUAAUACAGACGUGUCAGAUGCACCUCUGACACUAGGGGCCAGCCGGUCUGGAACAAUAGAGA
Molecule: messenger RNA, 2243 nt
Organism: Salvelinus sp. IW2-2015
Lineage: Eukaryota; Metazoa; Chordata; Actinopteri; Salmoniformes; Salmonidae
Product: TRAF-interacting protein
Biological process (GO): replication fork processing; protein ubiquitination
Cellular component (GO): site of DNA damage; nucleus
Molecular function (GO): ubiquitin protein ligase activity
Source: RefSeq, a predicted model, not a curated record